Molecule: messenger RNA, 2825 nt
Organism: Effrenium voratum
Lineage: Eukaryota; Dinophyceae; Suessiales; Symbiodiniaceae
Source: the annotation of a GenBank genome assembly
CAACAAUUAUUUCAGCUUUAUUAGUCCAGAUGCCAUGAAGAUCCGAAUCUGAGGUCUCAUGCCACAGGAGCAAGAGGAUGUCCCAGCAGAUGGAGAUGCCAGUCGUGUUGCAGAUGUACCAGAGGCUUCAAGAGAGUUCAGCCAGGUGGCUGCUCCGGAGCAGAGUGCAGCAGCAGACACGAAGCCCUUUGUUCAGACCAGUGAGGACGCGGCCCGCAAGCCGCCGCAGCAAACGCUCUCUCGAGGAGAGAGCCUGCUACAAAGCUUGACGGCCAGCCUGGAGGCCAUGAGCCCUUCGCUUCAAGCCCUUUCAGAGCGCGACGAGGAGAAUGAUAUCCUGGGAGAUUUGCCGCAGGUUCUCCAGAGGAUGCGCAGCUCUGGAGAGGAUGCGCUGGCUGCGAGCACUGAGCCUCUUGCCGCGCAGGCCGAAAGCUCCAUCGUGGAGUCCUUGCGACAGAGUCGUCAAGAUCGUCAAGCUGAGCCCAGUCCUAGUCUACCUCGCAAGCUGGAGGAGUCGGCAGCGGCUUCCCCACCCAGAUCCGAAACGGGCAUACUGCGGGAUGCUGACAGCCGUAGUUCCAGCAAAGACUCGUCUGCGGACAGCCGCUUUCCGAGCAAGUCACGGUUCCCUGACAGCCGCUCUCAAUCGAAGGACGCGAAGAAUGUCACAACCGGCAAGGCUACAGCAUCCCGUGCAGCUUCGCACCGGGCUGCCCGGUUUGACCGAGAUGAUUUGAAGCGAAUAAGCGAAGAAAUGCAGGACAGAUUUGUUGAAAAGAUGGAGCAUUUCACGCUGGUUGCGCGGAUGGCAAGGCUUGAAGAAUCUCUGGAGAAUCAGCUUGGAAGAGAAGGCUUUGUCACAGCAGAGAUCGAGGAUCUCAAGAUGGAAAACAGGUACCACGUGGAAGAAAAGCAGAAGUUGCAGCAACAGCUGGAGGAAAUUAGAGAAGCAACAGCAGGGAAUACUUGUCGAAUCCGCGAUGAUCAGCAUCGGCUUGAAAACGCCGCGGACCAUGCGUACCGCACCGCCAAGCACUUGGAGGAGGUCAGCAGCAACUUCUCAGUGACCAAGGAGGUCUUGGGAGAAGAUAUCGGGCGGAUGGCCAAAGCUGUGCAGGUGCUGGCAAACGAGUUCAGGAUCAUCGAAGAGGAGCAUCGAAGAGUAGAGCAGCAGAAGGCCCAUGAGUUGAAAAUCGCAGGACAUGCAAUCAAAGAGUUGCAAGAGCAGAUCGGGAAGCAGGAGGUUCAGAGUGGUGCUAUGGAGAGCGACCUGAUCCAGGUGAAGCAGCAGUUCGGGACGUAUGCCAAACAGGCUGGCGUUCAAAGACUUGAGAAGAGGAUCCUGGACAUGCAGGAAGAGACUGGCAGGCUGCAAGAAUUUGUGCACGAGAAGUUCUUGACGAUACAGGAUGCGGAAAGAAGGGAGAUGAUGUCCGCAUUUGCUGCAAAGUGGGAUCCGUACAACAAGUCCCGGCUGUUGCGCAAAACUGUGGACGGGUGGGUCGAAUUUCUGCGACGGCAGAACCGAUCACGCGAGGCGCUGCAAAGCGUGAAGCAAAUCUACGCAAAGACGCACGUCACGGCGAGAUUGAGGUCCUGGUGGUACCUCAUGCAGCGGGACCACACGGACAGUCAGUUCAAGCACCUCUCGGAGAAUCUGGAGACGCAGGAGGCGAAGUUGGAGGGCGCCCGAGGUGCGCUGCUGCGGCAUGAGAAGGCAACCACGGAGCAGGCCCGCAGCCUGCAAUACCGUGUGCUGGCGGUCGAGAAAGGCCUGGAAGCAGCGGAGAAGGAAAAGGCCACACGAGAGGAGCUGCUGGAAAGAUUUGAAGACAUCAACUAUCGCCUGAGAGAGGAGCUGUCUUUGGAUCCCAUUCGUGCCGACCUGGCAAACAUCAAGAUCUUCAUUCAGAAGCUGAAGGAAGAUAAGGUGGAUGUGCAAGAUAUCGCAGCGGACCGCGAGAAGGUGCGGGCACUCAGCGGGGAAUUCCGAGCAUGGCUGAUGCGACACGAUGAGUCCCUCAAGCGCAAGGCAGAGCUGACUGAGAAUGACACGAAAGCUGAUGCUCGAGGUGUGGAACAGGUCUUGGUCCUCCUGGCAAAGCAGGCCGAUCACUUGGCCACCAUGGUGGCACAUGACCUGGAUCAACUUCGACAGGCAUUGACGAGGUUCUUGGAGAUCUCGCCAGACUUCCGCAAGGCAUCGUUAUCCAUUGGCUUUGAGCCGCACGAGCAGUGUGUCGCCUGCAGAGCCCUUCCCCGCAAGUGUGUCAAUGAUGCGGUCGCAGGUGCAGACGGGACCAUCUACAAGCUGGGGAUGGAGACCACGAUAACCGCUGCAGAAGAGACUCAGAGGGUACUGGCGGAGAAACUUCGAUAUCCUCCUACUCUGGCAAUCAAUGCUUAUGUGGGAUGUACAAAUCAGCCUGGCAACAGCAUCCAAGAUGCAGACGUCUCAGUGCAGCCGCUUCCGCUGCUGCAAAAGGUGGUGACGGCCGAAGCUGGCUGGCUCUCUGGCAAGGAGCUCUUCGCAGAUAGGGUGGCAAGCUCACGCAAAGUGGUGGAGGAUGUGUGUGUUCCUGUUCCUGCACGAAGCAGACGGCGGCCACCCAGUGCGCAGGAGAGUCGUGAACGGCCAAGCGUCCGAGCGUACUUCCCAGCAGUUGGACCUCGAGGUGCCGGUGUGAAGCCCAAGGGGCCGUAGGAAGUCCGGCGCAAGUGGAUCAGCUGGCUAGGCCCAUGCCUGUGAACUUGCGCGCGCGAUGGUGGACGAAGUUGCCUGAAUCUGAAAUUGGAUUGGCAACAGCCUCACACCCGAAGGGUUC